Molecule: messenger RNA, 3311 nt
Organism: Onychostoma macrolepis
Lineage: Eukaryota; Metazoa; Chordata; Actinopteri; Cypriniformes; Cyprinidae
Product: BOLA class I histocompatibility antigen, alpha chain BL3-7-like
Exons: 6
Coding region: 90-1154 (354 amino acids)
Biological process (GO): immune response
Cellular component (GO): external side of plasma membrane
Source: RefSeq, a predicted model, not a curated record
AACCACCAAUAAACAUCAAAGAAGAAGAAGAAACACAUGGGAUUGUCUCAAUAGACUGGAUUUGGAAUGGAGCUGUAAAACACGUCGAAAUGGACUUUCUUUUUAUACUCAUUUUUAUUUUCUUUGUGUAUAUACUCCGUGUUCAGUGCGAGAGACACCAUCUCCUCUAUAUUUACACUGCGCUCACCAAACCUGAUGGGUUCUCCGGUCCUGUGUUCAGUGCAGUGGGUCUGUGUAAUGGCAGACAGAUUUCUUCCUACAGCAAUGAAGAACAAACCUGGAAAAGAGACUGUUUGGAUUCAGAAAUCUGGAGAAACACCAAAGAACCUCGUGACCCUAGAGACUGGUUCAUGAAUCUGGUUAACACUCUGACAAACUGCACAAGCUUCACGUGUGACGACCUCCAUACACUACAGAGGAGAGUCGGCUGUGAGGUGGACAGACGUCCAGAUGGAUCAGUGAUGAAUGUGAAUGCAUUUGAUGAGUAUGGAUAUGAUGGAGAGGAUUUUAUUGCCUUUAAUUUCGGCACAAUGCAGUGGAUGGAGAAAAGCCCAAAGGCAAAAGAAACCAAAAUGAAGUGGAAUAAUCAGCGAGUUCGCAGACAAGUCCUGAAGAUGGACCUCAAGAACUGCAUGAACUGGAUCUCCACGUUUAAUGAUUCAGUCAGAGCUCCUCCAGCUCUUCACAUGUUUGCAUCUGAAGAUGCUCAUGACCAAAGCGAGCUGAUUCUGAGCUGUCUGGCCACUGGCUUCUACCCCAAACACAUAGAGAUGAACAUCACGCUAAACAACAUUACACUACUACAACCCUUCAGCUCUACUGGAGUCAGACCCAGCGAUAACCAAACCUUUCAGAAGAGAACCAGCGUGAAGAUACACAGAGAUGAGAAACAGGGUUAUGAGUGUCAUGUUCUUCACAGCAGUCAGACAUUUUUAACAUCAUGGGAUGGAAGUCUGGAAUCUAGAAGGCAUUAUUCGCUGGCAGGAUUAAUUGCAGGUGCUGUUGUAUUUUCAGUGGCAGUCGUACUCCUCAUACUUUUAAUCUACAAAGGGUUAAAUGGCCAGAUGAAUUCUGGUUCAACCAGAAGUGAGAACAUCAACACAUGGUCAGCGGAUCCCCUGACUGCAAGUGGUUCAUGUGAGAGCAGUGAAUGAGAAACACACUGGUGCAGAUGAUCCAGGCAUCACUUCAUAUUCAUGUUCUUCAGUGAAAAGAUCCUGGAUGUAUCCUCUACCAUAAUAUCAUGACUGUUGUUUUAACGACACUAUGUGUGUCACUCGGUGUGCAGAAACCAAACAAAAAGCUCAAGAGUGCAAGCAUUCUCUGCAAGACAUAGCCUUGCGAAAUGCUAGAAGUUCCCAAAGUUCAAGAAAAGAUCCAAAAAUGCCCCUGUAUGAGUUAUUGUCUCAUAUUUAUAUCAUAUAAUAUAGUUAAGCAAUAUCACAUGAGCAAUUUCUCUGGGUAAUUUCUCAGCAAAUUUCGAUGUGUGAUUAAUAAUGCAGCGAUUAAUUAAUCUAAUUAACUGCAUGAGUAAUUAAUUGGAUAAAAAAUUAAUUGAUUAACAGCCCUAUACACACACACACACGCAGAUUCUGUUACUGUUAAACUUCUAUAUAAUUUCUUGCAUAAAUUUGAUGCUGUGUUGCUGUCGUUACAUCCCUGAAUGUUCCCUCUCCGGUAAUCAAAGGCUAUUUAAUAUACAUUUCGGAUGUAAAUAUAUGGAGCAUAUUAAGAGUUCAAUGAAGCCUUAAUACAUUUUUUUUUUGUAUCUAAGAAAGAUUGUUUGAACUUUAUUUUAUUCUUUUCUGUGCCUCUAUUGCCAGAAGCACCAGCUGUGCACAAGCCACAACUUAGUCCAGUUGUGUCAUAAAUAUUUCAGCAUUUCGCUACUAAAGAACCUCCGACCAGCAUUAACGAAUGGAAAUAAAUAGCAGACUGUUAUCAUUGCAUAAAUCUGAGCCUGGCAGACUUUAGUCUUGUAGGCAUGUAUGAUGAUGCUGAAAUCUUAAUGACUUAUUAGCUAACGACUGCCUUUUGUUUGUGACAAACUAACUAGUAGUUAUUUCCCUGGCUGGUGUGCUACCAUCUUAAUUGUAUUAUGGACUAUUAUGGACCAGUAUUUUACAAUCCUUGUCCUGGAGUACAUCGUGCAAUGUUGAGGUGCUUCAGAACCAGGGGAAGACAUUUGGUUUAAUUUGAUUCUUUCCUAUUGUUAGAUCGAGUCUCCAUCACUAGACAAUUAAGAUCCGGCCCUGGAUGCCAGAUCCCAUCAGAAAAUAUCCAUUUAUCCAUCCAUAACUGAACAACUAGUCAGCAGAGCUGUUGAUACCCAAAGCCUGUUAAAAGUCUUGUCUGGUACCCAAAAAUACCCCAAAACGCAUGUGUAACAGUCUUCUGUCAGUUAAGUUGACUGAGAAAAGCCAGAGAAGAGCAGAAGCAGGAGACGAAGUGAUGGUAAAAAAGGAGCAGAGUUUAUUGUACAAUCUUAAUUGUGUAUGUCUCAAUGCAUCUGACGAGCACAGAUUCAACAAGUGUUAUUAUACACAACAACAUCACCUCAACCUUCAGUUUCCAUAAACAUUCCCUCUUUACUCUUAUUCAUACAGAUAAAACAGUUCAUGAAACCCCACAAUCAUGAGAUUGAACAAUAAUGGAAAUGCAUAAGCAAGGCGAAUGAAAAAUAUGAAAUAUAGAAGCAAAAUAAUAAGUGAAUAAAUAAUAAAACACUUAAAAUAUAAUCAAAUGAUAAAUUAUAUAAAUGGCUAAUGAUUAUAAAUGAUUAUGAGUAAAUGAUUUUAAUGAAUGAGUAAAGAAUAAAUUAAUAUUUAAAAAAGAAAUAACUUGGUUGCUCUUUUGAAGCUGUGGUCUGCUUCUGUUUAAUAUGUUAAUAAAGAAUUAUGUCCCAUGUUGAAAGCAAUUGCUGAUAUUUGUGUAAUUUAUUUACCUUUUGACGUUGUGUUUUGUUCUUAAAAUACUGAAUCCCUAUCUUUUUGAAUGUAGUGAAUGGUAGUAACAAUUAUGUAUGCAAGUCUCAUUUGUGGUUUCAUUACAUCUUUAUUCAUUGUAUUUCCAUGGCUGCUCCUCCUUGUUACAAAAGGAACUUUACAAUCGCUUCAGAGAAUGUGUGUUGUCUAUUUGUAUCAUUUUCAUUUGCACUACAAAUAGUACAUGCAUUGUACAAGCUGAAGUUUGUGUAGUAUGUAUGUUUUUCUUUUAUGUUGUCUUUCACUGUUGUAAAAAAAUAUAUUUUUCAUCUACACAAGAACUAAAUUUCUUUCUUCUAGAAACCACAUUGCUGUUGGGCAAUAAAU